Molecule: messenger RNA, 386 nt
Organism: Sodiomyces alkalinus F11
Lineage: Eukaryota; Fungi; Ascomycota; Sordariomycetes; Glomerellales; Plectosphaerellaceae
Exons: 2
Coding region: 117-353 (78 amino acids)
Source: RefSeq, a predicted model, not a curated record
GUAUACAAAGCAUGAGAGGGGAAACAUACCGCUCCAAAGAGACAAUUCAGAUUAAAACCAACAAAAGUCAAGAGUGCGCCGUUUAUUUCUUGAGGUAGGCGGGCUCGGUCUCGGCGAUGAAGAUCUCCAUCUCCCGCUUGCGGCGCUCGCGCGGGGUCUCAUCGGUGCGGCGCACCAGGCGGAGGGGAGACGGGGGACCGUCCUUGCGGCGACGCAGGCUGGAGAGGGCGUUCAGGCUGGGAGGCCCGGCGACGACCAGCGAGGGGAGGACCACGAGGGCGGCGACGAGGGUGUUUCCGAUCUGCAUUUUUGCGGUGGUUUGUUGGUUGAGAUGGAGAGAAGGUGGUGUAUAGUGUGUGGUGAGAAUUGGGUGAGUGAUGGUAGUA